Molecule: messenger RNA, 2254 nt
Organism: Beta vulgaris subsp. vulgaris (sugar beet)
Lineage: Eukaryota; Viridiplantae; Streptophyta; Magnoliopsida; Caryophyllales; Amaranthaceae
Exons: 14
Coding region: 24-1673 (549 amino acids)
Biological process (GO): DNA alkylation repair; regulation of DNA-templated transcription
Cellular component (GO): nucleus
Molecular function (GO): RNA binding
Source: RefSeq, a predicted model, not a curated record
UGAAUGUAAGAAGAAAUACUCAAAUGAAUUUUUCCAGUUCCAGAGCUCUCUUCCUCAGAAUUCCGACUUUGCGAUUCACAAAUUCGUAUGUUCUACUUAAUUCAGGGGCUCAAUUUCAGGGAUACCGUUAUUACCAUGGCUUAAGCUAUAGUAGCAGACAAAGCUUGUCAAAGGGUAUUUGUUGUUCUAUGGGUUGGAACAAAAAGUUGAAAACAGUCAAUCCUGUCUGGAGGCCAAUCGCGACUCAAUCCACUUCUAAUCAGGAUUGCUCAGUGGAGAAUACCAUGGCUGAGCCUGAAAAUAUUGGCAGCAUUGGAAGAGGUGACCGUGAAAAGUGUAUUGUGUCUGUAGUGAGGGAAAUCGCUGAUUCAACAAUCUCUUCUUCAUCUCGGCAAGCUGAAAAUGAAGUUGAUGAAGCUCCGGGGGUCGAGGUUAACCCUAGUAUCAGUGGUGAAAUUGGACUAAAGGAUGCCGAAGGCAUAAUACGAGAUUGCACGAGUUCUGGCUUGCAGAGUAGUAUUGGAGUUACAGAUGCAGAAAAAGUAUCAGUAGUAUACAAGGAGAAACAUGCUGUUUCUUUUGAGGUAGGUGCUUCUGUCAUGCGUUUCAUCAUAGGAAAAGGGAAAUCUGUGCAGAAGGGCAUUGAGGAGGAAAUGGGAGUCAAAUUAAUAUUUCCAUCAUCGAGAAGGGAUGAUUCUGUUGUAAUUGAAGGUGAGUCCAUGGACGUAAUUACCAAAACUUCAGAAAAAAUCCAAGCUAUAGUUGAUGAGGCUGUUAACAGCUCAGCUCUUAACUACUCUCAUUUCAUCUCACUUCCAUUAGCCAUACACUAUGAACUGGUUGAUAAGCUCACUAGAUUUCAAUCCACUAUACUGGGAGAUGGUGAUUUGAAAGAUGCAGAUGGGACUAUGGAUGUUGGUUUAAGUGAUGGGACUUCUGAAGAUGAAGAAGUAAAAGAUAAACCCGAAGAAGUACCAGAGGUUUCUAUCAAACUUAAAGUUGAUGACUCAAAUAAUGUUAAAGUGAAUAUGGGCAUACCUCUUGUAAGCUAUGCACCUAAAACGUCAAAGCCUCCUACUUCGUCUGACUUGGGAAUCGAUAAAUCUAUAUUUAUUAAACCAAAGACAUUUCACUUGACUGUACUGAUGCUGAAGUUAUGGAAUAAGGAACGCAUAAAUGCAGCUAAAGAGGUUUUGCAGAGUGUCUCCUCGGAGCUUAUUGAGGUCUUGGACAAUCGACCUUUGUUUGUCAGACUCAAAGGGCUGGAGUGCUUGAGAGGAUCCCGGGCCAAAGCUCAAGUUCUUUAUGCUCCUGUUGAAGAAAUAGGCAAUGAAGGGAGACUUCCACGUGCAUGUCAAAUUAUUACUGAUGCCUUUGUCAAAGCUGGCCUAGUUCUUGAGAAAGAUGUAGGGCAAAAAUUGAAGAUGCAUGCUACUGUAAUGAAUACUACACAUAGAAGAGACAGGAGGAGAAUGAGAAAAAGAGAUACCUUUGAUGCCCGAGGCAUUUUGGAGCAAUUUGGGUCUGAAUUUUGGGGUGAUUAUCACAUUCGUGAAGCUCAUCUUUCACAAAGAUUUUUUUACGAUGAAAAUGGCUACUACCACUGCUGCGUUUCCAUACCCUUCCCUGAGAUCUCUGAAGUUCCUGUUACUAGUGCUACUCAGGUUGAGUGAGUAAAACCGUAGAAGUGUCAAAUGCAGAGAGUGUGCAACCCUAUGUGAAGCUCAACCUUCUUGUAUCUGACCCCAUUUGGGGGCUUUUCGUGAGCCGAAGGCCUGAGAGGACAGAGAACAACCAAAUUCAACUUCCACGCGUUACAUUUAAUCCCUUCUAGCUUAGAUACAUUCUGUUUAUUAACAAAUUUCUCUCUUUAGUCUUUACACAUGGUUUUCCAUUGUAUCUAUGUUUCUUUGCAUCAUAAUUUUUCUGAUGCAAAGAAUGGUAUUUAGUGUUUUGCUACCUUUUAGUGUAGCAUCAGUAACCUUUGAGGCUUUGACAUUAUGGUAUCUUAGAGUUUAUCUGCAGGGUCGUUAGUCAAGUUGCGUUUAGCUUCACCGACCUAUUUUCAUUUUGUUAUGAAUUUGAUACAAUUCCAUUUGAUGUCAUGUAGUUUUACUAAUUUCAUGAGGGUUGAUAUUUUUUAAACUAUUUUUUUUUUUUUUUUUUUGGCUUUGGUGCCAUAUGACAUAGUGAUUUUAUUUUGAUGUUCUAAGGUUUAUAUUAAUUCACACUUUGGUUUCUUGUAGUUUAGUAA